GCAUUCUAGAGCCUGCAGUACUACUCAAGGUUUGCAGGCGCGGCUGAAGGAGGGGACAGGAGGCGGAGGGGAAGACUUGGCUGUUUCAUAUCUGCGAUCACGCCUUUCCCCGCCCCCUCCAGUCCCCUUGCAUACUUGCCUCUCUGAGUUUUCCUCCUUCUGGAAUUUUCCUUUGACUUUUUUUCGCAUUUCACUCGGUGGGUUUCCUCGGAGACUCAGCCUGCUUUCCUUCGCCCGCGUUCAGUAUCUCGCUUCUUCUCAGGGGAGAGAGCGUCGUCACUAUGCAUACGACAGGGUCGGCGGCUGCGGUGACGGGCGCUGGGCUUUCGGGGCAGCAGCAGCAGCAGCAGCCCAGCAGCGACGGGGAUGGGCGCUUCAGCGUGCUCAGCUGGGAGCAGGUGCAACGGCUGGACCAGAUCCUCGAGGAAGCCGUCCCUAUUCACGGCCGCGGCAACUUCCCCACCUUGUCGGUGCGGCCGCGUAGGAUCGUGCAGGUAGUCCGCAGCCGUCUAGAAAAGCAGGGCAUUGCUGUCCACAACGUGCGACUGAACGGCUCGGCUGCCAGCCAUGUGCUGCAUCAGGACAGUGGUUUGGGCUACAAAGAUCUGGAUCUCAUUUUUGGUGUAGAUCUGAAAAGUGAGGAUGUCUUCCAGCUGGUGAAAGAUGUGGUGAUGGAUUGUCUCCUGGACUUCCUCCCAGAAGGGGUAAACAAAGAUAAGAUCACUCCCAUGACUCUGAAGGAAGCCUAUGUGCAGAAGCUAGUGAAAGUGUGCAAUGAAACGGAUCGUUGGAGCCUUAUAUCCCUGUCGAACAACAGCGGGAAGAACGUGGAACUCAAAUUUGUAGACUCUCUCCGGCGGCAGUUUGAGUUCAGCGUUGAUUCCUUCCAGAUCAUCUUGGACUCGCUAUUACUCUUUGGGGAGUGUUCAGAGAACCCCAUGUCUGCCAAUUUCCACCCUACCGUCACAGGGGAGAGCAUGUACGGGGACUUUGAGGAGGCCAUGGAUCACCUGAGGAACCGGAUCAUUGCCACCAGGAAUCCGGAGGAGAUCCGAGGUGGUGGCCUGCUGAAGUACUGCAAUCUCCUUGUCCGGGGAUUUAAGGCCAAAUCAGAAGUGGACAUGAAGGCCCUGCAGCGGUACAUGUGCUCUAGGUUUUUUAUAGACUUCCCCGACAUUGGGGAGCAGCAGCGCAAGCUGGAAGCCUACCUGCAGAGCCACUUUGUUGGGAUGGAGAGCAAAAGAUACGAUUGCCUGAUGACCCUGCACAGGGUGGUGAAUGAGAGUACAGUGUGCCUGAUGGGACACGAAAGGAGGCAGACGCUGAACCUCAUUGCCAUGUUGGCUGUGCGGGUCCUGGCGGAGCAGAACAUAAUCCCGACCGUCACGAACGUGACCUGCUAUUACCAGCCCGCGCCGUACGUCAGUGAAAUCAAUAUCAACUACUAUGUGACUCACAUGCAACCCCUCCUGCCCUGCAGUCACUCCUACCCCACUUGGCUCCCCUGUAACUGAGUCCUGAAUCGCCCCUCCAGGUUUGGUCCUCUUGGGGGCGGAGGCCCUUUGCUUGGAGGUGGACGGAACUCUCGCUCCUAUCUUGGAACUCAGUCGGUCUGCUGUAUAUUGUGGGGAAUUGUGCAGUGUUAUGAGUAGUUACCAGCGAUGUUUACAGUAAGAGGGGGGGAAAGCUUGUGUUAUGUAUGGGGUGAGUGGGUAGGGUUAGGUAAAAAGGUAGAGCUGCCCAACCCAAGAGGCAAGUGGACUUGCUUUGAUAGUACAAGUGUUGAGGGCUGUGCAGAUUCUGUUUCUAAAGAGAUGCCCGAGUGGCUGAUUCCUUCUUCAAGGACCAAAGAAAUCCUAUUCAAGUGCCUGCAACCAAUAAAUUGUACUGUAUCCUUUGUUUUUUUUGUAGGGGCAGAGCUCCCUAUUGCUAGAUUAGGGAGAUGGAAGAUUAUUGGGGGGGACGUUAGGGUCACCUGAUCAUUUCUGUCAAGGGAACCAGAAUGGGCAGGGCGUGGUCUGCAAAAGCAGCCACUGCUCUGUGGCUUGCUGUUAGUGGUGGACCAGCAGUAUUGAUUAAUGGGCAGAGCAGAGUUGGGGGGGGGGGACAGCCCUCUGUGGAAAUAGGGAGAUGCUGGCUUGAUGAGUGGCUGUAACAAAUUUUCAUGAAGGCUAAAGAAUGGGAACCUGCCCCAGAGUUGCUCUACUAAACAUGAAGUGCCAACAGCCUGAGAUGUCAUGAUGUAAAGGAUCCGGAGAAGUGUGCUAGAUCAAUACACCUUUUAAGGAAGGGGCAAAAUUAUGUGGCCCUAGAAGCCCCCCGUUGGCUGCCAGCUGGUGCUUUUGGGUGAAGCAAGCUUGGCCUGAAGCACAAGUGGCCCGGACUGAUCUGUCCUAGGUAGCAGUUGUGGGGCUGAGGGUGGGUGUUGGGCCAAGAGCCCUCCCCCACCCCAGGAAAUAGCAGAUUCUCCAGCACUGUCCCCAGCCCUGACAGCUGCGCUCUUCUUGAACUGGUUGCCUGUGCCCAGCUGCUCAGCUCCACACCAAAAAUGGGAGGAAAACUCCCCAACGGUUCUUCUGCAGUGGGCAAGAGGUAGGGGGAGGUUGGAUCCCCAAGAUGGCUGGUGUCUUGUACAGGCUUUGAAGUUGCUAUUGACUGCAGCACAAAAAUGGUCCCUCUCCCGAUGUGUUGGAUGGCUAAGUGAUUGCUUGUGCAAUGCGUCAGUUCAGGUUAAUUCUUUCUGCUUUUUUAGAAAGCCAAGGCAGCGAGCACUCUAGCUUUUUUUUUUGGCAGGCUUGCUCCAGAAGGGCUAUAUGGGAUGCUCCUUGAAGGCUGACUGAUUUAAUGUGUUUCUGCAAUAAAGCUGUAUCAUGUUGGGGCAGGCUGAAAAGUGAAAUAAAAUAUCAUACAUGGAUUGUG
Hemicordylus capensis (graceful crag lizard) is the source of this 2919-nucleotide messenger RNA. It is a transcript of the gene TENT5B, whose product is annotated as terminal nucleotidyltransferase 5B. The record is from RefSeq and is a predicted model, not a curated record. NCBI's taxonomy places the organism in Eukaryota, Metazoa, Chordata, Lepidosauria, Squamata, Cordylidae. Gene Ontology annotation, biological process: mRNA stabilization. The transcript is spliced from 2 exons. Gene Ontology annotation, molecular function: poly(A) RNA polymerase activity; RNA binding. Bases 282 to 1514 code for a protein of 410 amino acids.